This is a messenger RNA of Egretta garzetta (little egret), 1711 nucleotides long. RefSeq names its product golgi phosphoprotein 3 like (gene GOLPH3L). NCBI's taxonomy places the organism in Eukaryota, Metazoa, Chordata, Aves, Pelecaniformes, Ardeidae. The coding region runs from base 122 to 973 and encodes 283 amino acids. Gene Ontology annotation, biological process: retrograde vesicle-mediated transport, Golgi to endoplasmic reticulum; Golgi to plasma membrane protein transport; Golgi vesicle budding. The transcript is spliced from 5 exons. Gene Ontology annotation, cellular component: trans-Golgi network; Golgi cisterna; cytosol. The record is from RefSeq and is a predicted model, not a curated record. Gene Ontology annotation, molecular function: phosphatidylinositol-4-phosphate binding.
AGUUUAUAGGAGGUCAUACCCUGUCGGGAGGGACGGACGGUACCCGGCUGCUGACGUAACCCAGGAGAUUUCUGUAACGAAGGGCAGACCUUGGUUCUCUGUGUGCCCAGCCGGGGGGGAGAUGACGACGCUAACGCACCGAGGGCGGCGUGCUGAGGCGGGAAGGAACUCGGAGAAGAAGCCUGACGGCGAGGAAGAUGCGGCUGCGGACCUGAAUGACGAUGAUCCCGACGACUCCAAAGAUAUCCGCCUCACGCUGAUGGAGGAGGUGCUGCUCCUGGGGCUGAAGGACAAGGAGGGCUACACCUCCUUCUGGAAUGACUGCAUCUCCUCAGGCCUGCGGGGCGGCAUCCUCAUCGAGCUGGCUCUGCGUGGCCGGGUCCGCCUGGAGCCGCUUUCCAUGAGGAAGAAGAGGCUUCUGGAGAGGAAGGUGCUCCUGAAGUCAGACACACCGACCGGUGACAUCUUGCUGGAUGAGACUCUCCGACACAUCAAGGCCACGGAGCCUGCGGAAACGGUGCAGACCUGGAUAGAGCUGCUCACUGGGGAGACCUGGAACCCCUUCAAGCUGCAGUACCAGCUGAGGAACGUGCGUGAGCGCAUUGCCAAGGCGCUGGUGGAGAAGGGCAUCCUCACCACGGAGAAGCAGAACUUCCUGCUCUUUGACAUGACCACCCACCCCGUCAGCAACGCCACCGAGAAGCAGCGCUUGGUGAAGAAGCUCCAGGAGAGCAUGCUGGAGCGGUGGGUGAACGACCCCCACCGCAUGGACCGCAGGACUCUGGCUCUUCUGGUGCUGGCCCACUCCUCAGACGUGCUGGAGAACGUUUUCGCCAGCCUGGCAGAUGACAAGUACAAUGUGGCAAUGAACAGGACCAAGGACCUCCUCGAUAUGGACCCUGAGGUGGAAGCAGCCAAAGGCAUGGGCUCAGAGAUGAUCUGGGCUGUCCUGGCAGCCUUCAAUAAGUCCUAAAAAGCCCCCGAACCCCCCAAACCAGGUGGGGGAGCCUCACUCACUUAACGUGAGGCCAGGGGUAUUUGGGCUCAGCUCGGGGAGGCUGGGGGGGGUUCGCUCUCCCCUCCCCUGCGUGGGCAGCUCCCUCAAAGGCUGGCGCCUCCGGGGAGAGGUGGCAGCGGCUCUUCACUCUCCUUCCAGUGCUCCUUGCCUGCGGGCUUCCUUCUCGGGCCAGCGCAGAGCUGGGAGGUAGCCCAGCCCUGCCUCUGUGUGCAGGAGCAGAGCUGCUCAGAUGGGCCAGACCUGGCAGAAAUGGGCCAGACCUGGCAGAAACGGGCCUGCGGAGCAGCCUGCGCCCCCGGUGCCCCAGCUCGGCCAGCGGCCUCUGUGGCUCCCUCUCCCAGGCACAGGUCUUGCCUGUGAGCUGCCAGGGCAGUGCGGGUUCCCGUACGGAGCACGCUGACAUUCUCCUGGGGUGGGGAGGGGGCAGGGGCUGGUUCAGGGGUGGCCGGUGGCUGGGACCACCCUGUGUGCUGGCUGGCAUGGGGCAGCCCAACGCCCUCGGCUCGUGUCGCCCUCGAGGAGCAGCUCUGCAGACCGUGGAGCUGUGCCCUGGGCUGUGCCCCCGUUGUGCACCCCCUCUUCCUAGUAAGAGGAAGAGUUAAACUGUGAUUUUUAAUUCUUUUUUUUAUUCCUCCCCCGUCCUCCCUCCACCACUUUCAUCUCCUGUAGUUCAUUGAAACGUGUUUCUCUGCA